Molecule: messenger RNA, 2860 nt
Organism: Cricetulus griseus (Chinese hamster)
Lineage: Eukaryota; Metazoa; Chordata; Mammalia; Rodentia; Cricetidae
Source: RefSeq, a predicted model, not a curated record
AUUUGCAUAGAGGUGGGGCCUCAGAAGAGAGACCAAACCUUCCCAGAGCGCGCCUCAUUUUCAUAGAGUCCUUCACCCACCCACCCCCCGCAGGGGAGCAGAUAGCGCUUCCUCUCACUGCAAACUUCCUCGCUGAUCUUCCGCCUUCCUCUGCGGCCUUCCGUGUCUCCGGAGUUCCGAAUCCAGAUGCUUCCCAAGCGGCGGCGAGUGCGGGCUGAGUCCCCACGCCGCGCUGUUGCUUCCUCCGCGCCGGCGCGCUUCCCGGGGGUGUCCAUCUACCUGGCCGAGCCGCGCAUGGGCCGCAGCCGCCGGGCCUUCCUCACAAGCCUGGCGCGAUCCAAAGGCUUCCGCAUCCUAGAUACCUACAGCUCAGAGGUGACACACGUGGUGAUGGAGCAGACUUCAGCCAAGGAGGCCAUCUGCUGGCAGAAGGACAUGGGCGCUCAUCUCCCAGGCUGCCCCCAGCCCAUUCUGCUGGACAUCAGCUGGUUUACAGAGAGCAUGGCAGCUGGGCAGCCUGUCCCUGAGGAGGUCCGGCACCGCCUGGAGGUAGCUGAACCCAAGAAGGAGCCCCAAAGCUCAGUGACGAUGCCAACUUACGCCUGUCAGCGUCCCACAGCACUCACACACCACAAUGUUAUCCUCUCAGAGGCUCUGGAGACACUGGCAGAGGCUGCAGGUUUUGAAGGCAACGAGGGCCGCCUUCUCUCCUUCUACAGAGCAGCCUCGGUGCUCAAGUCCCUGCCCUGCCCUGUGACAUCCCUGAGUCAGCUGCAGGGGCUGCCCCACUUUGGAGAACAUUCCUCUAGAGUAAUCCAGGAGCUGCUGGAGCAUGGAGCAUGUGAGGAGGUGGAACGAGUUCGCUGCUCAGAAAGGCAUCAGACCAUGAAGCUCUUCACCCAAAUCUUUGGGGUCGGUGUGAAGACUGCUAACCGGUGGUACCAGGAAGGAUUGCGAACGCUGGAUGAGCUCAGAGAACAGCCCCAGAGACUGACCCAGCAGCAGAAAGCAGGGCUCCAGUACUACCAGGACCUGAGCACCCCAGUUGGGCGAGCUGACGCUGAGGCUCUGCAGCAACUAGUGGAGGCAGCCGUGAGACAGACCCUGCCUGGAGCCACUGUCACACUGACUGGUGGUUUCCGGAGGGGGAAGUCACAAGGUCAUGAUGUGGAUUUUCUUAUCACUCACCCUGAGGAGGGCCAAGAAGUGGGGCUGCUGCCCAAAGUGAUGAGGCACCUACAGAGCCAGGGACUUGUCCUGUAUCACCAGCACCAUCGCAGCCACUUAGACUCUACCCACCUCCUACGGCAGAACUAUACCAUGGACGCUUUUGAGAGGAGUUUCUGCAUCUUGUGCUUGCCCCAACCCCCACAUGCAGCUUUAGGGGGGACCCUGCAUCCCUGUCCAACAUGGAAAGCUGUGAGGGUAGAUCUUGUGGUCACCCCCAACAGCCAGUUCCCCUUUGCUCUUCUAGGCUGGACUGGCUCCCAGCUUUUUGAGCGUGAGCUACGGCGUUUCAGUCGGCAGGAGAAGGGGCUAUGGCUGAACAGCCAUGGGCUGUUUGAUCCUGAGCAGAAGACAUUUUUCCAUGCAACUUCUGAGGAAGACAUUUUCAGACUCCUGGGCCUCAAGUACCUUCCUCCAGAGCAGAGAAAUGCCUGAUCCUGCCUGCUGGCCACCACACCCACCCACAAAAGAUGAGGAGUUGCCUCAUGUUUGACCAGGAAUAUUUCUAGACAGAAAGUGGGCUUCCACCCCAUGACCUAACGUAUGCAAAUGGAAUUUUCAGCUGCUGGAACACUGGCAAGAUGUGACCUUGAGUCAGCUUUCAACCUCCAUACUCCUCGAGGUGAAGGGCUCUGAGCAGUUCAUACAUCAAGGAACUGUGGCAGGGUCUGAAGUCUUGGUUGUGGUCCUGGUGUGAGCAUUUGAUCUGUCCACUGUGGUUGCUGUCUGCUGCAGGAUACCCUAUUCAAUGUGCCAGAAAAGAGACAAGUGUCCCUGCCCUGUGCUGAGCUGAUAUGGGAAAUAUAAUUCUGGCUGUGAGUUAUUGCACAGAAGCAAGAAGCCUGACUGAGGGCUGUGCUGCCCCUGGAGAAGGAAGUGGCCCAGGUCAGAAACCUCCAGUGCUGAGGCUGUCAGGCACCACCACCCACAGAGCUGGGCAACAGACUUCAUAAGCAGUACAGCCCCAAAAUCAGAGCCGCACAUGCCUCCUCUUCCACUCCAGCCUGGGCUGAGCCUGGCCUGCCCUCCCACAAUCCCCUGUGCAUCCAUCCACAGCCCCAGCAGUGAAUUCUGGGAGAGCUGGUUCCUAGGACAGAGACUGUGCAGCCCAGCCUAGCAGCCUUACUGAAAACCAUCAGGAUCAGUGGGCAGCAACUGAGUGCUCUUGCUGUCCUGAGUUGUGAGGCACAGGCUCCCUGAUCCUGUCUCUUAACGACAUGUGUCCGUCCGCCACUUUUGACAACCCUGCAGCAGUUUUAAACUUGCAGUCCUCACGAAGGUCCCGUGGCUCCAGCAUCUCUGUCACCUCUUCAAGUCUCAGCUGUACCCUUCCAGUUAAGCCUCCCCCACUUUCCCAGUUCACUUCCUGUCUCUGCUUCCAGACCCUGGGUGACCUACCCCUUCACCUUCUCCGAGGCAGAAACACUCAAGUGGGCUCAUCACAGUGUCCUCUGUUCCCUCAUAUCCCAGGCACGCUCUGGCUCGAAAGGCCCUAGCCCUUGCCUACCGUCCAACCAGUGCCACUUUAUCCUGCCUUCUUCAGGACUUGACGGAGGAGAGCCUCCUAGAUCAAUCACCAUAUUAACAAGUAUUUUAAAGAUUAACAUUCAAUAAAAUGGAUUCUUAUGGAGUA